AUGCAGGCUCGCACAGGGGUGGCCGACCUGGAGGAGGUGAGCUGCCUGGCGGCGCUGCCGGCGAGGAAGCCCUUCGCCGACGUCCCGUGCACGGUGCCCGACGAGGGCGACCUGGUGACGCUCCCCACGGCGCUGGGCAGGGACGCCGCGGGCGAAGAGGGCGCGGCGCUGUGCGCGUGGCUGCAGGAGGCGCUGCUGGAAGAGCGGAGCGCCGUGGCCAGGGACCUGCUCUCCAGGCACACCGCGAUGCUCGCCGAGCUGGAGUCCAGGAUGCGCGCUGCGUCCCCCAGGACCGUGCCGAAGGCGUCCCCGUCGCAGAGGGCGCCCCCCGGCGAGGCGAGCGAGGCGCCGCUGCGGGCGCAGUCGCGCGUGCAGUUCGAGGACGCCGGGCCGCCGGGCUGCGUGGUGAACCUGCGCGGGGCGGGCGAGGGGGACGAGCUGGUCGCCAGGCGGUCCGGCUGGGAGCAGAGCGAGAAGGAGGAGGAGCUCUCCGACCACGGCCACAGCAGCGACGGCGGCGACGCGGCAGGCACGUCCGAGACCGCCAAGAGCAUGGAGGGCCCUCGGAAGGAGAGGGGCAACGCAUCCAGCUCGGCUCCCAGCAUGGCUCGCGCUGCCAACAGGCUGUUCAAGUCCACCAAGUCCGAGCGGAGCGGCAAUGGCUCGAGGAGGCAGCAGCAGCUCCGCCGGAUCGUGAAGAGCAAUGCGUUCGAGGUGUUUUCGGCCACGAUCAUCGCCCUCACCACAACGGCCGCGGCGCUCGAGGUCCAGUACCACAGUUUCCAAAUUGGUUCCAACCUCGGCUACCGCUGGUACCGCACGUCUAGCGAGGAGACCUGGCCAGGCGGGGGCACCCUCUUCGAGGUCCUGGACUACAUGUGCGGGGUCCUGUUCACCGUCGAGGUGGUGCUGAAGGGGAUCGCCCUCCGCUCGGACUUCUGCCACGACAGCUGGAACUUCUUGGACCUCUCGGUGACGGUCUGCUGGUACGUGGAGGUCCUUGGCGAGAGCUACGUGCCCCUCGACCCGACGCUGCUGCGCAUGGGGCGACUGGUGCGUCUCUUCCGCCUGCUCAAGCUGGCGAAGAAGAUCGAGGGCUUCGACUCGCUGUACCUGAUGACCACCGCCGUCCGCGGCAGUGCCUCUUCGCUGGGUUGGUCCUGCCUGCUGCUCUUCUUAUCUAGUGAUCAUCGUCGCGCUCUUUGUUCAUUCGGUGUUGGCCAACUGGUACUUGGACAAAGACGACUACCCCGUAGACGAGCGCAGGGAGGUGUUCGCGUAUUGGGGAUCAUUUUCCAGGGCAAUCUUGACCACCUUCGAGAUCACUUUAGCAGACUUCCCAGAACCUUGCCGGAUGUUGACAGAGCUCGUCAAUGA
Molecule: messenger RNA, 1377 nt
Organism: Prorocentrum cordatum
Lineage: Eukaryota; Dinophyceae; Prorocentrales; Prorocentraceae
Source: the annotation of a GenBank genome assembly